AUGACUUCCCCAACACCCUCUACAGGCGGCCGAGAGGAAAGGGAUCGUCAGCUCGCAGGAGGGAUCGAGAACCUCAAGAAAGAUACUGAGAAUGGAGACCGCUCGUCUCAAACGAGCUCUCAAGAGACAGUUGGCAUAUUCCAUCCCGAUCUGAAAAGCACUCGGAUGCGAGCCUACCGAGUAUGGUUGAUAACGAUCUUCGGCCUAGGGGCCUUCAUAGUCGGGAUUUUAUCGCUAUAUUGGGGAGUGCUAUACACGGUUUACUCGCGUCUCGACAGACUGACCGUCUGGAUCGUCGAUUUUGACAGUCAAGUUGCACCUUACAACAUCACUUCGCCGAUCAUCGGUCCGUUCGUGACGAAUGAAUUUACACAUCUAAAACCAGCCCAGGUUGACAACUUGGGAUGGACAGUCAAACCUGCAGCUGACUUUGAUCAUGACCCGAUGCGCGUGCGCCAGGGAAUAUACAAUGAGGAUGCGUACGUUGCCAUUAUCAUCAAUUCGAACGCGACUACCCUUCUCAAGGCCGCGGUAAAUGAUGGAAACUCGUCCUAUGACCCCACUGGAGCCACCCAAGUGAUAUACAACACUGCGCGAGAUCAAACAACCGUGUCUACUUAUAUCCUGCCGGCUUUGUUAGACACUCUACUUCCAGUAGUAAGCAAUUUCGGCAUUGAGUGGGCUACAAUCCUAAGCCGGAACGCAUCGACACAAGAUGUGUUCCGCACCCCACAAGCAGUCAACCCUGCUGUAGGGUUCUCCCUAAUCGACCUUCGUCCUUUCACUCCGCCAGUUGCCGUGCCCUCGGUCUCAAUCGGCUUGAUUUAUCUUAUCAUCAUUUCCUUCUUCAGCUUCUCCUUCCUCAUGCCGAUCCAUUCCCUUUUCUUCCAGCUCAAAGGACAUCCGCCUGUGCGCAUAUGGCAACUCUUGCUUUGGCGUAUUGUUUCCAGUAUCCUGGCUUAUUUUUUCCUCUCCUUGUGCUAUUCUCUCAUCUCGCUUGCCUUCCAAAUUCCCUUCUCAAAUAAUCCGGUCCCACAUGAAACCGGAGCCCUCAAUCCUAAUUCAUACAGAAAAGGCUCGUUUGUUGUGUACUGGAUGCUGAAUUUUGUCGGAAUGACGGCCCUUGGACUUCCAUGUGAAAACAUGGCCAUGCUUCUUGGUAUGCCUUAUGCCUCGCUAUGGUUGAUCUUUUGGGUGAUCACGAAUGUGGCGACGUCAUUUUAUAGCCUUGAGGUAGCGUCCGACUUUUAUCAAUGGGGGCGCGCAUGGCCUUUAUUUCGACUCGUAAAUGGUUCCCGCACCAUCUUGUUCGGUACGAAAUCAAGUAUUGGGGUGGAUUUUGCCGUUUUGUUUACCUGGAUUGCCGUGUCUAUUAUACUGUUUCCAUUCGCCAAUAUUUUCAUGAAAUGGCGAAUGGCAGCCACCGAGAGGAAAAAAGGGUAA
This is a messenger RNA of Talaromyces rugulosus, 1443 nucleotides long. RefSeq lists its product as uncharacterized. Gene Ontology annotation, cellular component: membrane. The transcript is spliced from 3 exons. Lineage: Eukaryota; Fungi; Ascomycota; Eurotiomycetes; Eurotiales; Trichocomaceae. The coding region runs from base 1 to 1443 and encodes 480 amino acids. The record is from RefSeq and is a predicted model, not a curated record.